AUGGGGACACUAUCGGUUGACCCGUUUUCAAGAAGUUUUAAGGGUCUCAUAGUUUGGUGCAUUUGGCUGUCCUUGAUCCAGAGUUCAUUGGCUACUUCUCAUAAGACUGGACACCAUUUUUACAAGUGGGAAGUGGAGUACAUGUAUUGGUCUCCAGAUGGGGUAGAAAAUAUUGUGAUGGGAAUCGAUGGUAAGUUCCCUGGACCAACAAUCCGGGCUAGAGCUGGAGAUACAGUUCAUGUUCAACUCACAAACAAACUCUCCACCGAGGGAGUUGUCAUUCACUGGCAUGGAAUCAGACAGAAAGGAACACCAUGGGCAGAUGGGACUGCUGCCAUUUCACAGUGUGUUAUUAACCCUGGAGAUACCUUCGAUUAUAGGUUCACUGUUGACAGAGCAGGAACAUAUUUCUACCAUGGACACUAUGGAAUGCAAAGAUCAGCGGGGUUGUACGGAGCCCUAAUAGUUGAUUUGGCAGAAGGAGAGAAGGAGCCUUUCCACUAUGAUGGUGAGUUUGACCUGUUGUUAAGUGACUGGUGGCACAAAAGUGUUCAUCACCAAGAAGUUGGCCUUUCUUCCCAACCAAUGCGCUGGAUUGACGAACCCCAGACCCUACUGAUCAAUGGAAGAGGGCAAUAUGGGUGUUCCCUAGCGGCUCAUUAUAGCAAAUCACCUCUCAGUCAGUGCAAUAUAACAGGACAUGAACAAUGGGCACCCUACAUCCUCCAUGUGGAUCCAAACAAGACCUACAGAAUAAGAAUUGCCAGUUCCACUUCUCUGGCUUCUCUCAACUUGGCCAUCGGGAAUCACAAAAUGAUGGUGGUGGAAGCUGAUGGAAAUUAUCUCCAACCAUUUGAGACUAAUGAUUUGGAUAUUUAUUCCGGUGAGAGUUACUCAGUCCUACUAAAAACAAGUCAAGACUCCUCCCAAAACUACUGGAUUUCUCUAGGUGUAAGAGGAAGAAAACCUAAAACCCCACAAGCCCUAACCAUUUUAAACUAUAAAACCAACUCUGCCUCAAAACUCCCUAUUUCACCUCCUCCUGUAACUCCUAGAUGGGAUGAUUAUGCCCACAGCAAAGCAUUCUCUAACAAAAUCAAGGCCUUAGAUCAUAAAAGUAUCCCUAAGCCUCCACCAACUUACCACCGUAGGAUUGCCCUACUAAACACUCAGAACAUGAUGAAUGGCUAUACUAAGUGGUCUAUUAAUAAUGUUUCCCUCUCAUUACCUGCCACUCCUUACUUGGGGUCCAUUAGAUUUGGCCUAAAAAAUGCUUUUGACCAAACGAAGCCACCUGAGGAUUUUCCGGGAGAUUAUGAUGUUAUGAAGCGACCAGUAAACUCUAACACCAAUACCGGAAAUGGGGUUUACAUGCUUGGUUACCAUAGCACAGUGGACGUGAUAUUGCAAAAUGCAAACACAUUGGCUGAAAAUAAUAGUGAAAUACACCCAUGGCACUUGCAUGGCCAUGAUUUUUGGGUGCUAGGGUAUGGAGAGAAGAAGUUCACCAAAGCUGAUGAGGAGAAAUUCAACUUGAAAGAUCCUCCUUACAGGAAUACUGCAGUGAUAUUUCCUUAUGGAUGGACUGCUCUAAGGUUUGUGGCAGAUAAUCCAGGAGCAUGGGCCUUCCAUUGCCAUAUUGAGCCACAUUUGCAUAUGGGCAUGGGUGUGAUUUUUGCUGAAGGUGUCGAACAUAUUGCUAAGAUUCCCAAGGAAGCUCUUUCUUGUGGUUUGACUGGGAAGAGGUUCAUGACUGGAAGCCAUUUGGGCUAA
Molecule: messenger RNA, 1773 nt
Organism: Dovyalis caffra
Lineage: Eukaryota; Viridiplantae; Streptophyta; Magnoliopsida; Malpighiales; Salicaceae
Source: the annotation of a GenBank genome assembly